Paramecium pentaurelia is the source of this 814-nucleotide messenger RNA. Lineage: Eukaryota; Ciliophora; Oligohymenophorea; Peniculida; Parameciidae. The record is from the annotation of a GenBank genome assembly.
AUGUAAAGAUUCCUUUUCAUCACAUUAUUGGCCUUUGGCACAUAUGGAGCAUUAACAGCAAAUUUCUGGUGUGAUUGUACAGAAUUCACAAGCUAAACUGAAUGCAACAAUGUUGUUGAUUGUGUUUGGGGAACUGCUUGUGGAGUAAAACCAUGUAAAGAUGUUGCAACAACUGUUUGUGAUACACUUGAUGUUUGUUCUUUAAAUAAUGCUGGAGUUUGUGAAGACAAAUAAGCUUGCUCAACUUAUGAAGCUGCUAAACCAAUUUUAUGUAUGAUUCAAAAAGGAAAUUGUUCUGCCUCUUUAACUGCAAAUGCAAAUGGAAAAUAUACAUGUUCAACCUAUACACCUGUCACAGAUUGUGCAGCUUUAGCAGUUACUGCCUGUAGCAAUAAUUUUGUAGAUGAAUAAAAUUUCUGCUGGGUAAACGCAGCUACAAAUAAAUGUGAUAAGUUUAAUAUGGAAUCAUGCUCAGGAAUUCCUAUGGACGUAUGUGCAGAUUUAGGAUGUGAUGCAUCUGGAACUGCAUGCAAAGCAGUCACAUGCUCUUCCUUUACAACUGAAUCUACAUGUACAGUAGCUAAUGAUGGUAUCUUCGGUGCUUAAACAUUAUGUAAAUGGGAUAAGACAGCAAACACUUGUGGAGAUAGAAGUGAUGUAGCAGAUUAUACUCAAGACACUUGUUCAAAGAAUACAGACGGAGGAUAUUAUUGGAGUAAUGAUGCUUGUGUUGCUUGUGAAGAUGAAUCAGAAGAUUCAAGCAGUCCUUAUCUAUUAGCUUCAUUGGCAGUCUUUUUAGCAAUCAUCCAAUGAU